Trifolium pratense (red clover) is the source of this 3129-nucleotide messenger RNA. RefSeq names its product receptor-like cytoplasmic kinase 185. The coding region runs from base 770 to 2866 and encodes 698 amino acids. Gene Ontology annotation, molecular function: protein kinase activity; ATP binding. Gene Ontology annotation, biological process: protein phosphorylation. The transcript is spliced from 8 exons. The record is from RefSeq and is a predicted model, not a curated record. Lineage: Eukaryota; Viridiplantae; Streptophyta; Magnoliopsida; Fabales; Fabaceae.
ACCAAAAGGUCAUGCUAACCGGUACCCCGGGACACUGAUUAAGAAAAUCAAAAAAGAAAAUUUUGAAUAGAAAAUAAACUAUUUAAAUUUUUGUGAUUUUUGAGAAAAAAAUUCCAAGGUUAAAUUACUAUUUUUGCUCGCAAGACACUGUUUAGGAUUUUCGUUUACUAAAUUACUAUAUCGAUCCAUCCCCUUCACCAUCUUUCUUGAUUGAUUCUACAGACCUCCCUCCCUAUUAUACAUCUCUAUCUACCACCUGCAACACGCACGCUCCCUCCUUCUAACUGUUACCGUUACUUUGUUCUUUUCCGUUAACUCCGCACUUUCAGGUCCCCACAUUUAGUAACAAUAAUUAAAACCCUUCCCACGUCUCUUCCAUUGCACGCAACGGAAAUACCCAAAAACCCCAUUCCCACUACUCCCCACCCCCACAGUACACACACACACAAAAAACAAAAAAAUUGCUUCUACUUCCAUUUCAUGGCACUUAGAAGAAGAAGAAAAGCCAAGUAAUAGCUGGUAACAAUUUGGCGAUAGCGACAUCUUCUCUUUCCUUUUUUGUUUGCAAUUACAAUUACUACGAUUCUCCGAUUUGACUCACUUAUGGAAGCUUUGACUCGGACUUCGUUAACUCAGCUUGCAACACUUUCGUUUAUGAUAGUUUCGGAUUUGGAUCCUCCUUUCUUUUCAGCUAUUAUCGAUUCUUCUUCCUAGUGCUGUUGAUUUCAUUUCUUCUGAAUUCUGCAUAGAUCUGAACUCUUCGUCUGUCAUGUCAAUCGAUAUAUUGAAAAAGGUUCAAUGCUUAUUGCUGAAAUGGAUGCUUAUAUUAUCUUACCUAGUAUUUAUGAUUGAGUCUGGUAUACAUGAAAAAACUGUAGAAAUUCCCACCGGGUUGAGUUAUGUGCUUUCUGGUGGUGCUCCAAUUGUAACACUAUCACCAGACAAUCCUCCUUCAUAUAGUCCUUUCAUAAAUCCUAGCCAACCCCCAAAAAGUUCACAUUUUUCAAUCCCAUUCAAGAAGAGGGGUGAAUGGAAACUUCCAAUUUCUGGCUUUAAAAAUAUUGCUCCUAUUCAUUCAACGGAAGCUGCAGUCCCUUCUGCGUUGACACAGCCACCGUUGACCCAUCAUGCUUCUAAUUGUUGUAAACAAGACAUGGUGUUGAAACGAGGCAGUAAGGGUUGCCACUGUGUAUAUCCCAUAAAGCUAGACAUUCGUCUUUUGAAUGUCUCUCAGAAUCCUGAUUGGGAUAAAUUUCUUGAAGAAUUUGCUACUCAGCUAGGGUUGCAAAAUAAUACCCAGAUUGACCUGAUAAACUUUUAUGUAGUCAACCAAUCAACAUAUAAUAUCUCAAUGGAUAUUACUCCACAUAAAGGCAUCAGUUUCUCUGCCAGCGAAGCUUCUAAAAUAAACUCUUCACUUUUAAUGAACAAGGUUCGAUUAGACCCUGGACUAGUAGGUGGGUACAAACUUCUCAACUUGAUCUGGUUUGAACCUCCACCUCCGACUCAAGCUCCUACUUUAACUGCAUCGCCGGAGAAAGCACCUUUGUAUCAUUCACCUACAGCUACAUCACCGAGUUCUUCAAACAAGGGAGGGCAUUCAAAUCUAUUUCUUAUUCUUGGAAUUGCUAUUGGCAUGCUCUUCAUUGCAAUUGUAUCUAUAUUAAUUUUCUGUUUAUGCACCUUGCUGAAGAAGGAAAAAACACCCCCCAUAGAAACUGAAAAGCCAAGGACAGAAAGUGCUGUUUCAGCUGGGGGUUCUAUUCCCCACCCAACCAGUACACGAUUUAUUGCUUAUGAAGAACUUAAAGAAGCAACAAACAACUUUGAACCUGCAAGUGUACUUGGAGAAGGAGGGUUUGGCAAAGUUUUUAAAGGUAUCUUAAGUGAUGGUACUUCUGUUGCAAUUAAGAGGCUUACAAGUGGAGGGCAACAGGGUGACAAAGAGUUUUUGGCCGAGGUGGAAAUGCUUAGCCGGUUGCAUCAUCGUAACCUUGUAAAACUAGUGGGAUACUAUAGUAAUCGCGAGUCAUCACAAAAUCUACUUUGCUAUGAGCUUGUCCCUAACGGAAGUUUGGAGGCUUGGCUUCAUGGUCCCGUGGGAAUAAAUUGUCCACUGGAUUGGGACACUAGAAUGAAGAUUGCUCUUGAUGCUGCAAGAGGACUUUCGUACUUGCAUGAAGACUCACAACCGUGUGUAAUACACAGAGAUUUUAAGGCAUCCAACAUAUUACUCGAGAACAAUUUUCAUGCUAAGGUUGCAGAUUUUGGUCUUGCUAAGCAGGCACCUGAAGGUGGAGCUAAUUAUUUGUCUACUCGUGUCAUGGGCACAUUCGGGUAUGUUGCUCCUGAGUAUGCCAUGACUGGACACCUACUUGUUAAAAGUGAUGUUUAUAGCUAUGGAGUUGUCUUGCUAGAACUGCUCACUGGAAGGAAACCUGUGGAUAUGUCGCAGCCAAAUGGACAAGAGAACCUUGUUACUUGGGCUAGGCCAAUCCUUAGAGAUAAGGACCGGUUAGACGAGAUUGCUGAUCCGAAGCUUGGGGGAAAGUAUCCAAAGGAAGAUUUUGUGCGUGUGUGCACUAUUGCAGCAGCAUGUGUUGCUCCUGAAGCAAACCAAAGACCCACAAUGGGUGAAGUGGUACAGUCACUUAAAAUGGUGCAGCGCAUCACAGAAUACCAUGAGUCUGUGAUAGCCUCAUCUAAUACACAGACCAAUCUGAGACAGUCCUCUAGCACUUUUGAGUUUGAUGGAACAUCUUCAGUAUUCUCCUCAGGCCCUUACUCUGGUCUAAGUGCUGCCUUUGACAAUGACAACAUUUCUAGAACAGUGGUUUUCUCGGAAGAUCUUCAUGAAGGACGAUGAGCACCGAGAAAACUCAAGUCAUCCAUGAAAAGAUUUUAACCUUGUAAAAUUUUGCGGCUUAUGUAAAGGUUUAGUCAUAAGCCGCAAAAUUUUCCAAAGUGAUUGAAGCUUUUUGCUGUUGGUAAUUGUUUGGGUGACAAUAUUUUAAUUAAUGAGUAAAUAGUGUAGUUAGCAGAUUGUGUUUUUUUUUGAGGAGUUAGCAUAUUAGUAUGUUUUUGACACAAGCAGAUUAUGAAAUUCAAGGUUUAUUUUUGUUGCCAUAA